CCGUGCCGUACCGUACCGUACCGCGCCUCGCCGCGCUGGCAGCGGGGAUGUGAACGGAGGCUCCGCCGGCAGCGCCCGCCGCUCCGCGCUCGCUCCGCGCCCCGCCGCGCCCCGCCGCCCGGCUCGGGAAGAUGCUGAGCAGGUGGAUGAGUGGCAGCAGCAGGAACCUGGACCGCGAGUACAACUGCACCGUGCGGCUGCUGGACGACAGCGAGUACACCUGCACCAUCCAGAGAGAUGCCAAGGGCCAGUACCUGUUCGACCUUCUCUGCCACCACCUGAACCUGCUGGAGAAGGACUACUUCGGCAUUCGGUUUGUGGACCCCGACAAGCAAAGGCAUUGGCUGGAAUUUACCAAGUCGGUUGUGAAGCAGAUGAGGGCCCAGCCUCCCUUCACCAUGUGCUUCCGUGUGAAGUUUUAUCCCACGGACCCCGCCGCUCUGAAGGAGGAGAUCACCAGGUAUUUAGUCUUCCUGCAGAUCAAAAGGGAUCUCUACCACGGCCGUCUCCUCUGCAAGACUUCGGAUGCUGCUUUGUUGGCCGCCUAUAUCCUUCAAGCCGAGAUCGGGGACUACGACCCGGGGAAGCACCCGGAAGGCUACAGCUCCAAGUUCCAGUUCUUCCCCAAACACUCGGAGAAGCUGGAGAGGAAAAUUGCGGAGAUCCACAAGUCGGAGCUGAGCGGGCAGACACCAGCUACUUCAGAGCUGAAUUUCCUGAGGAAAGCCCAGACUCUGGAGACCUACGGGGUUGACCCACACCCUUGCAAGGAUGUGUCGGGGAACGCAGCGUUUUUGGCCUUCACUCCCUUCGGUUUUGUUGUUCUGCAGGGAAACAAGAGAGUUCACUUCAUCAAGUGGAACGAGGUGACCAAAAUGAAAUUCGAAGGGAAGACUUUCUAUUUGUACGUAAGUCAGAAGGAGGAAAAGAAAAUUGUUCUUACGUAUUUUGCCCCAACACCGGAAGCCUGCAAGCACCUCUGGAAGUGUGGGAUCGAAAACCAGGCUUUCUACAAGUUGGAGAAGUCGAGCCAGGUCCGGACGGUGUCCAGCAGCAACUUGUUCUUCAAGGGAAGCCGGUUCCGAUACAGCGGCCGCGUUGCGAAGGAGGUGAUGGAGUCCAGCGCCAAGAUCAAGAGGGAGCCCCCCGAGAUUCACCGGGCCGGGCUGGUGCCGAGCCGGAGCUGCCCCUCCAUCACCCACGGCCCCCGCCUGAGCAGCGUGCCCCGCACCCGGAGGAGAGCCGUGCACAUCUCCAUCAUGGAAGGCCUGGAGUCUCUGCGCGACAGCGCCCACUCGACCCCGGUGCGCUCAGCCUCCCAUGGCGACGCCUUCGCAGCCCCCGGCCGGAGCGGCCGCGCCGAGAGCAGCGAGCGGGUGGCCGUCAUCGCCGACGAGAACUACAGCCCAGCGGACAGCGUGCUGCCCACGCCGGUGGCCGAGCACAGCCUGGAGCUGAUGCUGCUCUCGCGGCAGGCGAACGGGGCCCCGUGCAGCAUCGAGGAGGAGAAGGAGUCGGAGGCCGGCACGCCGGCGGCAGCCGAGGCGGAGGAGGCGGGUGGCGAGCUGCGGGCCCUGUGCCCGGGCGCCGGCGGCCUGGGGGCGGCGCAGGCGGAACAGGUGAAUAAGUUUGUUUUAAGUGUCCUCCGUUUGCUCCUUGUGACAGUUGGACUCCUCUUUGUUUUGCUCCUCCUCCUGAUCGUCCUUACCGAGUCCGACCUUGACACUGCCUUUUUCCGUGAUAUCCGCCAGACCCCCGAGUUCGAGCAGUUCCAUUACCAAUACUUUUGUCCCCUCAGGCGAUGGUUUGCCUGCAAAGUCCGCGCCGUGGUAAGCCUGCUCAUUGACACCUGAAGGCAGGAGUCGCCACGUAACUAGCCGGGGGCCUGGGGAGAGACCUGCCGCCGUCCCCCCGCGUGCGGGACCCGCCGGGGUGCCUUCGGCACACACACUAACCCUCCCUUCCCGACCCAGAGCACAGCGCGGCCGAGGAGGCGGCUUUCCCGGAGGAAGAGGAGGGUGGGCGCAGCCCCCGGGGCCUCCUCCUCCCUGUGCUCAGCCGCGCUGCUCCCACCCCCGGAGCCCGCACAACACUUUACCGUUUCGAAUCUCACAGACGCGCGUACGACUUCGGAAGCACCGAGCAAAGAGAGGAAUUGAUUUUACUCUUGCCGCCCAUCAUUGUACGAGCAUCAGCCGGGAGGCUCGCGAUGCUGCGUUACGCAGGAGCUUUAGCAAUGGUGCUACUGAGUAUUAAUUUAAACACUCGUGUACUCUUUCGUUAUUAAAUCCGCCACUGUGCACACCACUACCACCACCUCCCAAGUACCGCUUUGCAGAAAUCCCUCCCUGCUAACCGGAGUCUCUUACGCGGCGACGCGCGGCGUGACGCUACCGGGGGAGGCCCCGGUGCCCCCAUCCCAGCGGGCGCGCCAGCCGGCUCCCUGCGGUGCAGCAUCGCCCCGCGCUGCAGACUCGGCCUUUCGUCACUUUUUCUGAGCCUUCAGGCGUCGGUGCUCCCGAGGGCAGGGAGAGCACGGGCAGGCAGAGCACGCCAGGCACCCUCGGCCAAGCCUGGGCGCGUAGCCCAUAGUGACCGUGUCGGAUUUAUUAGGAAGACCUUUAGCCUCCGAAAGUUGUACCUGUUUUGUACAAAAAAAAAAAAAAAAAAAAAAAAAAAAAAAGAAGAGACUGUUUCAAGGUCUAUUUUAACAACAAAAAUGCUAUUUUGUUAUCGAAUCUAAUCAAGUCUUUUUUUACUUUACGGAUUGGGUGACCGUAGUGUGCUGUACCAAGCGGUUCGUGUUGAGCAAAUGGUUUAAGAGUAAACGCUUUUGUAGCCUGGAAGCCUAACGCCAGAUUAACCCGUUGCUAGUUUUGGAAUACAGAAAGGAGCUAUAAUUUUGUGACUUUUCUGAAGACAAAAAGGACAGAAGAACAGGAGUGGAGGCGACCCUGAACAAGCCAAUGGACAACCGUUAGACCUGUCUGUUCUUAAGCAAAAAUCAAUAAACCCAACUCAUCGUACUUGUGACAUAACCACCGGGACCUUCAGUGACCUGGGAAGCAGCAGUCUAUUUACACAGGGAGCAAUAAAAGCCAAUUCUGUUCCGUUUUGGUUGAGAAGUUGGACAUACUUAACAAAAAAGGUGAAAACAGGUGAGCAAGUUUUAUUUCAUCUCAGGGAGAGAUUUUACGUAAGCUGGGGCCAUAACUGCAGUUUUACAAAGCCUGAUUUCCGUGUUCCUGUCUCUGCGCAUCCCACCAUCCACCACCGCACGCGCGCGAGCGCCGCUCCCCGCCAAGGCUGGCGCCUGGCGAAGGAGCAUGACGAUGACGUUGGUCGAUUAAACACCACGACAGGUCGGCCAGACUUGGAUCGUUUGUCCCUGCAAUAAAGAGAGAGGUCCCGCUUAACUACUGUCUGUCGGGGGAAUUAAGACCCAAGCCGUCGUGUCUCACCGCUCACACGAGGGCCGAGGAGGGUUUCGCGUAGAGCCCCGAGCUCCGGCGCAGGCAGGAGACGCUACGAGCGCUGCCAGGAGACGGAGGAUCGAUUUUUACGUGAUAGCCCGUUUUAUGCAACAUAGCAAAAUUAACUCUUAGCGUAGUGUUCCUACCUCAGUCCGUAGUUCAUGGUGUUUCUAUGCAGUGCGUGAUAGUCCCGAACCUGACGUUUUCCAGCCCCGGGUUGAAGAUGUUCCCUCCUCCUCACUGCUGAUGUCAUGCGUGAUGUCGUAACAGCACAGCCCUGUCCGCCAGCGCGGCGCCCGGCCCCGCACCCAGACAUAAGACAUCUUCCUUCCAAACAGAGCGCAGCCUCCAAGUACUGACCCUGGGAACCCUCCAUAUCGGCUUCUCUAGAAUAGCGGUAACGCCAGACCUAGUUUACCUCUGCAGUUUUCACCCAGCGUUUUACUGCAAAACCACGAGAACUGGUGAUUUUUCAUCGUAUGUUUUUCCUGUACGUUCCAUAUUACGUCUUGUGUUUCACUACCUGUUAGUUUUACCUGUCUUUAUAUUAAAAUGUUGUUUCCAUAGAUUCCUAUGUCAGAAAACAAAAAAUAAAUCUCCUAAUAGUGUACUGCAUCUUUAAGCAGUAGACGGUAAAAUUCCUGAAAAUGUGAAUUUCUUAGUUUUCAUAAAAAAAGAAUCUAGAAAUUAACCUUUCAUGUGCCAAAUACUGUGUUACGUUUUUCCUUCAAAAUGUACCUUUUUCUACAUAUUCAAUAUCUUAGUUAGCAUAAAAUCAUUGGUGCCAU
Molecule: messenger RNA, 4261 nt
Organism: Grus americana (Whooping crane)
Lineage: Eukaryota; Metazoa; Chordata; Aves; Gruiformes; Gruidae
Gene: FRMD5
Product: FERM domain containing 5
Exons: 14
Coding region: 132-1853 (573 amino acids)
Cellular component (GO): cytoskeleton
Molecular function (GO): cytoskeletal protein binding
Source: RefSeq, a predicted model, not a curated record